AUGGAGGCUCCACCACUUGCGUCACUGUCGCUGACGCAUGUCCAUUAUAAUCCCGCAGACCGCAUCUCCUACCUCUGCGCAUGGCUUGCUCUCGUGCCCCAGGGACUGUGCGUCGUCUAUGCGACGCUGAUAUGGUCCAACCGCGAGAUUGAGAUCUUCCUCAUGUUUGCCGGCCAGAUGGCGUGCGAAGCGCUCAACUGGGUUCUGAAGAGAUACAUCAAGGAAGAGCGGCCGCGGGAGAUGCAUGGAAAGGGCUACGGAAUGCCUUCCUCACACGCCCAGUUCGUAUCCUUCUUCUCCGUUACCCUAGGCCUGUUUCUCCUCUUCCGACACGUUCCCCACCCGACGGAUACCCACACGCCCUUCUCACUGGGUGGCCGUUUCCUCCUUUCACUCCUAGCAUUGGCUUGUGCAGGAGCUGUAGCUGCAAGCAGGAUAUAUUUGAGCUAUCAUACACCAAAACAAGUCGUGGUCGGAUGUGCUGCCGGAGCUAUCUUCGCCCUGGCUUGGUUCGCCUUCACAACAUAUCUGCGGAGAGCUGGCUGGAUAGAGUGGGCUCUCGAAACCUGGGUCUUGAGAACGCUGCGUGUAAGAGAUCUUGUGAUACAAGAAGACCUGGUAGAUUCUGGCUGGGCACGUUGGGAAGAUCGGAGGAAACGACAGAUCUUCCAGGUUCAGGGUAAGAAAAGCAGAAUCACAUCGGGACGCGGACCAUUCCUCAAGCCUCUUGACUUUUUUUUAGCUCCCGCGGGCCGCCGACAACCUCGUAGUAAUACUGAAACCCUAUCACAACAGGUGCCUUCUUUACAAGGACACGUCUUCAGUCAGCCUUUGUUGGAGUUCUCCAUUCAUGAACGGCGAUCCCGACACUUAGUGGUUCAGACUAUAUGUGGACCCUUGACGCGCAUCUUCCUAUGGACAUUUUUUUCGUCGAUAUCUUCUACCAUCUGUCUUACACAGCUUCCUGUCGAAAUCAAGACCUUUCGCUCUCAAACCCUCUUCCUUAAUCUCCAAUCGACAAUGCCGCGCAUGUCCACCUACCGCGAGCCAAAGCCUCCACCACGCCGGCGUUCCCGAAGCCAAAACGGUAACAGUAGUCCGCUCCCACGCAAUGAAUCAGAUUACGACGUACCCGCUCCUGAACCCAAGAAGCAUCUCAGCAGUCUUGAGGGCCACAUUGUAGCAGCCAGUGGAGAAUUUGUCGGCACCUUCAUGUUCCUCUUCUUUGCUUUUUCUGGUCAACUCAUGAUCACCAAUCAAGCCAGCGAUCGUUCGAUUCUCAACGGUGGUACGAGCAGUCAGCAGAAUAUCUUCACAGCCUUGGUGUAUGGCUUCAGUUUGUUGGUAAAUGUUUGGGCUUUUUUUCGGAUCAGCGGAGGACUGUUCAACCCUGCGGUAACGAUUGGUAUGGUGAUUGCCGGUCAACUUCCCUUUAUACGGUCACUCUUUCUCUUUCCUGCUCAGCUACUCGCAUGCAUGUGCGCCGGUGGACUCGUCGAAUGCAUGUUUCCAGGAGAUAUCGGUGUUGUCAACACUUCACUAUCUGGCGGUACCUCCAUCGCCCAAGGUGUCUUUAUCGAGAUGUUCAUGACCGCCGAGCUCGUGUUCGUCGUUCUAAUGCUAGCCGCCGAGAAGAGUAAAUCUACAUUCAUUGCGCCAAUCGGUAUUGGCCUGGCGCUUUUUGUAGCCAUGAUGGGUGGCGUUUACUUCACGGGUGGAUCACUUAACCCCGCACGCAGUUUUGGUCCUGCUGUUGCUUCACGAACGUUUGUCAGCUACCACUGGAUAUACUGGAUUGGCCCUAUACUUGGUGCACUCCUUGCUUCGGCAUACUACCGCUUUGUCAAGCACUUCAAUUACGAGCAGGCGAACCCUGGCCAAGAUUCUGCUGGUGGUCACUUCUCUGCAUAA
This is a messenger RNA of Alternaria burnsii, 1911 nucleotides long. RefSeq names its product pap2-domain-containing protein. Gene Ontology annotation, cellular component: plasma membrane. Lineage: Eukaryota; Fungi; Ascomycota; Dothideomycetes; Pleosporales; Pleosporaceae. The record is from RefSeq and is a predicted model, not a curated record. Gene Ontology annotation, molecular function: water channel activity. The transcript has 8 exons. Bases 1 to 1911 code for a protein of 636 amino acids. Gene Ontology annotation, biological process: transmembrane transport.